This is a messenger RNA of Styela clava, 1506 nucleotides long. RefSeq lists its product as uncharacterized. Lineage: Eukaryota; Metazoa; Chordata; Ascidiacea; Stolidobranchia; Styelidae. The record is from RefSeq and is a predicted model, not a curated record.
CUUUGAGAAAACUUCUCAUUAGUCCACUAUGUGCCGCAUAAUCUCAAUUCUACUGAUGUCUGCUGUGCACGUUGAUUAAUGUUGAAUUGGGAUAAAUUAAAACUUUUUUGCGGACGUGACUGCCAGACUGGUGUGAUAAUGUUGAGGUUAUUUAGCCGCCAAGCAAUAAUUUUUUUAUUACCGGUAUAUUCAAUUGAAAUGUGUUUAUUGUUGUACUUGCCACUAAAUAUGAUGGAUGGUUUGAUGGCGAAAUAGGCUCCAAACGCCAAAAGGCAUUUUCUCUCGAAAUGAUUUGAUCCACUUAUUUUGUAUAUUGCACGAUGUUCUUCAUGAACUCAUCCGUGCACUGCCCUGCUUCUUAAUAUACACAUUAACGCACACUAUAUAUAAAUGGAUAAUGCCAAAGCAAGAGGCAGUCGCGUUGGAUACACCUGAAGACAUAAAAAGGCAACUAUGAUACACGCAAAGUCUUAUAUUCUUCCAGCGGCUGGCAUAUUGCUUCUGCUCUCAAACUGCGAAUGCAAAUCUCUCCAUUCGGGAGUUGUAAACGACAGAUUCAAAGAAAAUCGUCUUUUAUUUGAAACUGAUGUUUGCCGGUCGCUUUUUAAUAUGUCACAUUGUAUGGUUUCAUUCCUGCAAUGUGAUACCGUUCUUAAUUUGGGAAAAGCCAUUCAAAAAUCUCAAAUGAUAAUGGAUUCAAUCGGCGUCAGCAAAUGGACAAUGCAACGGCAACAUGGAAAGAUGAUCAGAAAAAAGAAGCGACUUAGAGAGAUGAUACAGAGAUAUCAGGAAAUGUCUUCAAUUGCUUUAAAAAACAUAUUGAGGGUGAACGAAAAGUCGUUGUCCGCAAGUUACAAAGCUGUACAAAAGUACUUGAAUGCGACAUGCAAUGCAAUGAACAUGCGACGAGAUGACAGUGAAUCUAUCUCUUUAAUUUCACAAGCGGAUGAGAAAGAUACCGUGCUGUUCGAUAUGCUUGACAAUGAUGUGUAUUCAACAUGGAAAACGAACAUGGUUACAGGAACACGACAUAUACGUAAACAACAUCACCAAUGGUUCAUUUCUGAGUUCCUGUUUCACGUCAAGGAACUUUAUAAUAAGUUCAAACACCUAGAACUCUUGGAGUCUUGCACAGUACCCAAUAUGUUGCUUUCCAGUAAUUCAUUUUGUUCGUAUUGAACCGCGAAAAUGAGGUGACUGUGACAACUUUUAUUAACUGUGGUGAUGUGAUUUCAAAUCCAGAUUACACAACGCACGAUAGAGAACAUUCGGACAAAAUCAAUUUGAAUUUAGCUCAUACAAGUUAUAUUUUAUAAUAUUGUCAAUUUCAAUUCUUUACUUACACAAAUUCCAUUAUCUAAAUACAAAAAUGUUGUUUUGUUGCAUCAAUUUCAAACGAAUUUUUAUAUUUAUAAAAGUAAAUAAUAGUUUAUAGGUUCUCAUUUUUGUACUCUGUUACAUGAAAUUGAUUAUCUAUUUAUGAUCUAAAAUAAAUCAGGAUAUGCU